Molecule: messenger RNA, 1914 nt
Organism: Emericellopsis cladophorae
Lineage: Eukaryota; Fungi; Ascomycota; Sordariomycetes; Hypocreales; Bionectriaceae
Product: Fatty acid transporter protein-like protein
Exons: 2
Coding region: 1-1914 (637 amino acids)
Molecular function (GO): long-chain fatty acid transmembrane transporter activity; long-chain fatty acid-CoA ligase activity
Source: RefSeq, a predicted model, not a curated record
AUGCCAGUGCCUCUUGCUAUCGCUGCUCCAGCUGCCGCGGCAGCUCUCGCCUACGUCAAUGCGCGCGGCGCCCUGUGGAAUGACUUGCGCGUCCUGGAUGGCCAGUACACCGCGCUCGUACGAACUCUCUACCGCAUGAAAACCGACCGUCUCAAUGUGUUCUACCUACUUGAAGAAUGGGCACAGUCGCGCAGCCACGCACAUAGGAACCUGGUCCUUUUUGAGGGCAAACGCCACACCUACGCGCAGGUGUACGACCGGGUUCUGCGCUACGGCACCUGGAUGAAAGAGAAUCUGGGUGUCAAGUCGGGAGACAUUGUGGCCAUGGACUUUCAGAACUCGGACUCGUUCAUCUUUGUCUGGUUUGCUCUGUGGGCCGUCGGUGCCAAGCCGGCAUUCAUCAACUACAACCUCACCGGCAACGCGCUGACCCACUGCAUCAAGGUGGCCGAGACAUCUCUCUGCCUGGUCGAUCCAGCCGUGGAGGACAAUGUCACGGAUGACGUCAAGGCAGAGAAUCCAGGGGUCAAGUUCGUCACGUUCACGCCCGAGACCGAAGCUCAAGCUUUCGCUGCGCCGCCGAACCGGUUGCCCGACGAGCAGCGCUCUCAGGCAGACUACGCCGACAUGGCCAUCCUGAUCUACACUUCUGGCACGACGGGUCUCCCCAAGCCCGCCAUCGUCUCCUGGAGCAAGUGCAUCGGUGGUGCUGGCAUUGGCGAUCGCGUUCUCCGCAUUGGCAAAAACGACAUUGUCUACACAUCCAUGCCUCUAUACCACUCGGCGGCCGCAGUCCUCUCUUUCUUGGCUGUCCUCCACGCAGGGAGUACUCAGGCUUUGGGUCGCAAGUUCUCCACCAAGAGCUACUGGAGUGAUGUUCGCGAGAUGGAGGCGACAGUGUUGCAGUACGUUGGCGAGACGCUGCGGUACCUUGUCGCCGCGCCACCCCAGAUCGACACCAAGACAGGCGAGAACCUCGACAAGAAGCACAAGGUUCGCUUGGCGUAUGGAAACGGUCUCCGUCCCGACGUCUGGCGUCGCUUCCAGGAUCGCUUCGGCGUCGACGAAAUAGGCGAGAUGUAUGCCGCCACCGAGGGCACAGCUGCGCUGAUCAACAUGUGCGCCAAUGACUUGACUGCCGGCGCCAUGGGUCGCACAGGCUGGCUGACCGACUUCCUCAUGUCUCGCUCCAUCGCCGUGGUGGAGGUGGACUGGGCUACCGAGGAGCCAGCCCGCGACCCCAAGACAGGACUCUGCAGAAGGGUCAAGAACCGCGGCGAUCCUGGCGAAAUGCUCUUCCAGCUGCCCUCAGAUGAUCCAACGAAGCGAUUCCAGGGUUACUACAAGAAUCCCCAGGCCAACGCCAAGAAGCUCAUGCGCAACGUGCUCAAGGAAGGCGACGCGUGGUUCCGCACAGGCGACGUCGUCCGCUGGGAUACCGAGGGCCGGAUCUGGUUCAACGAUCGGAUCGGUGAUACAUUCCGCUGGAAGUCGGAGAAUGUGUCCACCUCGGAGGUCAGCGAGGCCGUUGGCAUGCAUCCUGCCGUCAAGGAAGCCAACGUCUAUGGCGUGGAGCUGCCCCAUCACGACGGACGAGCGGGUUGUGCCGCGGUCUACCUCUACCAGCACGCUCCUCUCGACGAAACUCUCCGUUCACUCGCAGAGCACACACGUAGCCAGCUUCCCAAGUACGCGGUGCCGUUGUUCCUCCGGGUGGUGAAGGGUGACCCCGGAGGUGCGCACACGACAGGCACAAACAAGCAGCAGAAACAUUUCUUGCGUCAGGCUGGUGUGAAGCCGGACCCAGCAACAGAGGAAGAACUGGGAGAGUUGUACUGGUUGGCUACCGAUGGCUACAGGAGGUUUGGCGAUAAGGAAUGGCGUGAGCUCGAGGGUGGAAGGGUGAAGUUGUAG